Molecule: messenger RNA, 3888 nt
Organism: Cervus elaphus (red deer)
Lineage: Eukaryota; Metazoa; Chordata; Mammalia; Artiodactyla; Cervidae
Gene: LRRC69
Product: leucine rich repeat containing 69
Exons: 8
Coding region: 2845-3888 (347 amino acids)
Molecular function (GO): protein binding
Source: RefSeq, a predicted model, not a curated record
CAAGAGGCUCUUUAGUUCUUUACUUUCUGCCAUAAGGGUGGUGUCAUCUGCAUAUCUGAGGUUAUUGAUAUUUCUCCCCGAAAUCUUGAGUCCAGCUUGUGCUUCAGCCAGCCAGACAGUAAAUGAUGGUAAAAUUAAGGAGUGAGUUUCAGAUAGAAUCUCCCUGCAAUGCAGGAGACCUGGGUUCAAUCCCUGGGUGAGGAAGAUCCUCUGGAGGAGGGCAUGGCACCCACUCCAGCAUUCUUGCUUGGAGAAUCCCAUGGACAGAGGAACCUGGUGGGCUACAGUCUAUAGGGUCGCAAAGAGUCAGUAGGACAUGACUGAAAUGACUGAGCAUGCCUGCACAGGGCUGGGGUAGAUGGGAAGGAUGCGAGGGUAAAUGAGUCCUGCCUAGAUGGUAAAUUUUUGAAUAAAAUGUUUUAAGCCAUUAAGUUUCACGGUAUUUUGUUACUCAGCAAUAGAUAACUGGAACAGGCAGUAUUAAUAGAACUGAUUACAUACUGGAAAUAAGAGAAGGAGAAAUUAAAAAUGUUUACCAGAUUUUCUAGGUUAGGAAAAUUUAAUAAUAAUAAAAAAAAGCAGUACUAAAUUGUAUUGGCCUGUUUACCCACUUAAAGCAGGAAAAAAAUUACCCAUUUAGACAGUGUUAGCUGGAGUCCUAGCCAUACAGCAUUACUUUAUAGAGGAGAUGAGUAUCUAUGAGACUUCUUUUUUUUAAACAAAGCUUUAUAAUUAGUUUGUUCAGAUAGUAACAUCACGAUUGUUCUUAGGAAACUAAAAUAGUAUCAAAAUAAAGACACUGGAAAAUAGGCUUGGAAGAGAUAUUUUAAUAAGAGCAGUGAUUAAGUACCUAAAAAAUGAUCAUUCUAGCAAUUGGAACUCUAUUAAUCAGCAUCUUUUAUUUUAUUGUUAGGAUGAUACUGAUGUUCAUUAUAAUACCCUGUAUAAAUUUAAUGAUUCUUCUUUGGGACUUUGGCACUUGCUUCAUCAUCAUAUUUGGAAAAGCUCCUGUCUCUGAUAGCACCCUUGCAGUGAAACCUCAGGUUACCCUAAAAUUGCAAACUCCUUACCUGUUUUAUUAUUUUUUUUUCCUUAACAUCUAAUGCCAUCUAACACGCUAGGUGUACUUAUUUGCUUGUUUUUUCUCCUUCUAGAAUGUAAUUUCAUUUAGAGAUUUUUGUCAUUUUAAUUCACUCUCUAUCACCAGUGGAACAGUGUUGCACAUAGUAGGUACUCCUAAAUGUUUGUUGAAUGAAUAAGGGGAAUUAUAGAGGAAGAUGGCACUGUGUCCUGAGUACUUUGAAUGCAGAAUGCAUUUUAUAGUGUUCAUGUUUUUGGAAAUGAGCCCUCCAGAUGUGAUACAUAUAUGUAGCCCAAAUGCCUCCAAGCCUCAUAACUGGCCCAAGUGGGGCUCUCAUCAAAUAUCUCUGCCCUCAUUUUCUUUUCCCUUACUCUUUUGCCUUUGUCUUAAUCACUCAUUUGGAAAUUUUCAAAGAUUAUACAAAAAAUAGUAAGAAUAAUAUAAUGAACCCCUAUUACCCAUUACUGAUCAUCAAUAAUUACCAAUGUUUGGUCAAUCUUAUUUGAUCUAUUUUGUCCGCUCACUUUUCUGCCCCACUUAUUAAAAAAAAAUUCACCUGAAAAUUCAGAUGCAUUUCUAAAUGUUAGGUACAUUUUAAGAAAAUAGUACCACCAUGUCAUUGUUAUACAUAACAAAAUUAGUAACUCCUGUCAUCUGAUACAUUGUCCAUGAUCAAAUUUCCUCAGUUGACUCUGAAAUAUUUUCAUUCAAAUCAGGAUCCAAACAAGAUUCACAGAUUGCAUUUGACUGUUGUUUUUCUUAAGUCUCGUUUUUUUAUAACAGUUUCCCCAUCUUUUUAUUAAUGACAUAACUUGUUGGUUAAAUAUUGUAUAUCAUUUGCCUUAUAGAAUUUCCCAGUUUCGAGAUUUGGCUGACUGCUUCCUUGAGAUUAAUUUAGCUUUUUUUCUAUUCCUUAUAUUUUCUGUAAAUGGUAUUUAGAUACAGAAGCCUGAUUAAACUCAGAUUCAAGAAUAUUUAAUAUUGGUGCUGUGUAAUUUUUAUUGUAUGGCACCAUGAUAGACCUGAAAACAAUAUAUGAUUGUCUCAAUUUUAGUGAUGGUAAAAUUGAUUAGUAGGUAAUUAACCUGAUUUCAUACUUGAAAAGUUCCCUGUCAACCUCUCACCUAAUGCAUUUAGCAUCCAAUUAUGAUCUUUAUAUUUAUAUCCAUUAUUUCAUUAGGUUUGCAAAAAUGGUGAUUUUCUACAUCUAUUUUUUCUUCCUCAUUUAUUGGCUUCAAUUUUUCUAUGAGUAAGAACUUUAUUAGGUUACAGAAAAAUAUGAUUUGUACUGGAAAAGCAGAAUAAGUGCUUCAUUUUUUUCCAUUUAUUAUUUUUCAGUCUUAAGAGUUGGUUCCCCAGCACGUUCCAAUGUAAUCAGUGGCUUUCUUUUAUUUUUAUGAUACCAUGAGCUCUAGAUUUUAAUUUAUGUUGGUCCAUUCAUCAUUCUUUCUGAUUCUCAAAUUUUCCCAUUUUAGACUAAUGGAAGCCCUUAGAAGUGGCUUGUAUGUUCUUUUGAUGUGAUCUCAUUAGUCCUUGGUAACUUCCUGUUUCUGGUAUAAGAUAUUCUAGGGUCAUCUUGUACAUCUCCUGCCCCAAACCUGGAAUCAGUUAUUUUCCUUCCCUACCUUUUACACAGGAAAUUAGCCAGUGCUCCCGUCUUCAGCAUGAUAGAUCUCAGAAUGUUUUUGUUUCCAUGACACACCAAUUCUGCAAUUAGAGAUUCCAAAGAUGGGUAGUAAGGAACCUGUUUCUCUUCCAUACCCAUGGCUGAAAGGUUGUUAAUAAGAGCACUCAAGGGUGGUAAAAACACUAAAAUUGUUAGCUUAAAUGGAAAGAACAUAACAAAGAUACCCUCAGCAUUAGAAAAACUGCCUGGCCUGAAGACACUGUACCUUCGGAAUAACCAAAUUUCCAAAAUGUGCCCAGAGAUAAGCAACUUGACCCAGUUGACAGCACUAAAUCUGGGAAACAACCUUUUAGAAGAAGUUCCAGAAGAGAUGAAAUACCUUACAUCCCUGAAGAAGCUCCAUUUGUUUAGAAAUAAGAUACAUAGAUUUGCAUCUGGAGUAUGUGAUGGUUUACAAAGUUUGAUCCUGCUUAAUCUGAACAACAAUCAGCUUACAUGGAUUCCUGGAGAAAUUGGCAGAUUAAAAAAUCUUAGAUGUUUGAGUAUAAAUCAUAACCAGCUAGCCAGCAUUCCUAGAGAACUUUGUUUUCUUGAGAAUCUUUCUGAACUUCAACUUAACUACAAUCAGCUUGUGUGCAUACCCAAAGAAAUUAAGUUCUUGAAGAAGCUCCAGCAGCUUCUUCUGGCCAGGAACAACAUUAAAUCUUUGCCAGAGGGACUUUGUGAUCUUUUCAACCUGAGAAUUCUAGACGUAGCUGGAAAUGUUAUUCAGAUGUUUCCAACAGGAUUUCAAGAUUUGAAGCUGAGGGAGUUCUACUGUGAGGGAAACCCAUUGUUCCUGAAGCAGCCAGCUAGUGCUAUAAAACAGGAGAGCGUCUGGAGUUUACAGGAAAUAACAUCAAGAUUUAUAAUGAAUCAGCUAGCAGAAAAGAAUCCUUUCCUAAUGAAAGCCAUAAAAUGGUACCCACAGGUCAGGAGCAUAAUCUCUCAGGGAAGAAAGUGUGCAAUAUGUGGGAAGUUCUUUUUAACCACAUGGCUGAAAUGUGUUGAGUUUUUUCCUCCAUCAAAGAACUGGAAAAUAAGCAGAAAUCUACAGCUGUUACCUCUUCAAAUAUUAAUUUGUUCUUAUAAAUGUUUUUAUCAACGUAACCCUAACCUCUUUGGAAUUGGUCAGGUGUAG